Mauremys mutica (yellowpond turtle) is the source of this 560-nucleotide messenger RNA. RefSeq names its product cytochrome c oxidase assembly protein COX14. Gene Ontology annotation, cellular component: mitochondrion. The transcript has 2 exons. The record is from RefSeq and is a predicted model, not a curated record. The coding region runs from base 171 to 350 and encodes 59 amino acids. Lineage: Eukaryota; Metazoa; Chordata; Testudines; Geoemydidae. Gene Ontology annotation, biological process: mitochondrial respiratory chain complex IV assembly.
UCCGCCGCCAGGCACGUGACCGGAAGGGCGCCUCCUCUUGGGAAAGGUCACGGGGGCUGAGGGCGGGGUGAGCGCGAGGAGUCCGACCCGGAACAGCAACCGACCCCCACGUCUCUGAGGCGCCCCCGGUAGCAGGUGACGGGCGGGCGGGCGAAGCCGCGGGGCCGAGGAUGGUCUCCGCCAAGCGGCUCGCGGACGCCGGGUACAAGGCCUUCUCCGGCUCCAUGAUGCUGCUGACGGUCUACGGGGCCUACCUGUGCAGCGCCAGAGUCUACCGGUACUUCCAGCGCCAGAGGGCCCUGCGGCAGCUCGAGCAGAGCCCGCCCGGCGCGGGGAUCGCCGAGGACUGACUCCCGCUCUCCGGCCGAGUCCGCCUGCGGCAGGAAUCAGGUAGCAAGUGCGACCCGUCUACAUCCCAGAUGCGGGCCAGCGUAGAGCAUUCGGGGUUUUCCUCCCGCGCACUCAGGGGUCUUGUUUCUCUGCCCUAGCGAGACGUUACAAAGUAACUCUGUGUAAGCGUCUGUCAUCAUCAUGUGAUAAUUAAAUAUUUUACUUAUUUC